AUGGAUGGCAACAGGGACACCGAUAUCCCAACUCUCGACUUGGUGUGUGUCGGUUUUGACAUCACCGGCGUCGCAAACGCUGUCGCUUUGAAGGAAAGAAAUGGGCUCAGCAAGGAUACUAUGUUCCUGGAAUCCCAAUUGGAAGCAUUCUGGAAGCCACUCCGGAGCACACCGGCCUCCAGACUGAGGGCCUCAUUUCUCAAUGACUUGAUCACCUCAGAGAAUCCGCGCUCCCCCUUCACCUUCCUCAACUACCUCCAUGCGACCAAUAGGCUCAUCUUAUAUGCCAACAGCGCUCAGAUUCGCCCGUCGAGGGAAAUGUUCAGCGAUUAUCUGAGAUGGUGUGCUGGCCGCCUUCGGGCGCAAGUCCAGUACGGCAAGAUGGUCACCAGUGUGCGACCGUUGAGAGACGGCAAGGGGAGCGUCGCUGCGUGGGAAGUGGUCUUCGUGGAUGCCGUGACGGGAGAAAAGAAAGCUGCCACAGCCAAGCAGGUCGUCUAUGCUGCAUCGAAUCAUCUCUAUGUCCCAAAAGUACUCCGCGCUCCUACUCUUCAAACUCUCGUCCUGCACUCUUCAGAGUAUCUGGAAGCCAUUCCAUCACUACUACGCGACAAUCCCAGAGCGCGCAUCGCAGUCCUAGGAAAUGGCCAAAACGCAGCAGAGGCAUUUGAUCAGCUUCAUGGAAUACGGGGAGAGCACGAUGUCAUUUGGUUUACCAAAGACGCUGUCCUUCGAGGAGAUGACGAGACACCAUUCCUAUUGGAAAGUAUCAUGCAACCCACUUCAUCCACACAACUGAACAUGCCACCCGAGAUCAGGAGAAGGGAAGUCAAUGGAGCCUCGACCUUGACCUCUAGUUCGUCAAUUGAACCGCGCCUCCUGAGACAGAUAUAUGAUGCCCAGUACGAUUUCAGUGUCAAAGAGCCCGACUCCCAGAAGUGGAGAUUCCAAAUCAGAUUCCAACAUGAAGCGGUACAUGCGGAGAGAACUGCUGACGGGCGCGUGCGACUUUUCGUGCAAACUCCUGAAAAUCCAAGCGAGCCAGCAACGUUCGAUGCCGUCAUUUCCGCGACCGGCUUUGGGCAACACGUUCAUUAUCGUGCCCUCGAGCCUUUACAGGCGCUGCUCGAUGGCCCUAGUGUCACAGUCGAUCGCGAUUACCACAUCAACUUCAGAAAGGGCGUCCUCGCGCCAGGGUGCGGGAUUUGGUUUCAAGGAUCGCUUGCCAAUGAUGGAGACCAAAAUGACGACAACCUCCUCCAGAUUCUCGCAGAGAGAGGUAGACGUCUGGCAGAGUCUGUGCUGCGUCGGAGGACCGAGCAGACCGCUUCGGAGGAGGAGAGGCCGGCAAGGCUGUAA
Molecule: messenger RNA, 1359 nt
Organism: Cladophialophora psammophila CBS 110553
Lineage: Eukaryota; Fungi; Ascomycota; Eurotiomycetes; Chaetothyriales; Herpotrichiellaceae
Exons: 3
Coding region: 1-1359 (452 amino acids)
Biological process (GO): intracellular iron ion homeostasis
Source: RefSeq, a predicted model, not a curated record